AUGGAAAGUGAUUUCAAUGAAAUAACCGAUGAGCAAUUAAAGGAAUCUGUCGAGAGAAUGAAGACGUAUGAGGAACUUUUAAAAGCAGCAACUUCACGCCAAAAAUACAAACAACUUCCCGAAUAUUCAAUUUUAGAGGAACUUUUGACCAUCGAGGCGGCGGAAAAGAUCGAAGAUGUCGAAUUAGUCUUUGUCGUUGAGUCGAACAAAGAAAAGCGAGUGAACGAAAUCAUAGCGAAAAUGAACUCCCUGCAACGUCGAUUUCCGUUAAUCCGACUUGGCCUCUUACACUUUUAUACAGACAAAGGGACUCUCUGUUAUUCCCAAUGCAAAUUCUUUGCUCCAACUUCAUCGAUAUCGGAGUUAGUCAACUUAAGUUGGUCAUACACUGAUUACAAAGCCGUCACAGUGAACUUCGACGAUCUAAUCACAAACAUUUCAUACAUCGAUUGGCAACGCAAGUUGAAGAACGUCUUUGUGAUCUUGAAUCAAGGCAUAGUCACAAAAAAUCCAAUUAAGCCACAACUUGAAUUCUUCAACCACGUCUUUGUGACGUCCACCGCACUGUAUAAUGGAAGUGAACAACAGUCUUUAGAUCAAUUAGUUCUUUUGAGUAAGAAGUGUUCACACAUUUUUUACAGUCGAGUCAAUUUGUUCUCCCCGUUCAUUACCAAUGGUAUUUGGUUCAAUCAAUUACUCCCAAUAGAAUUGAAUGCACUCACAAUGGAAGAUAAAAUCGCCGCGUUAAGACAACUCGAGCAGAACCCAAACUUCGACGAUGUCCAGAGACUCAAGGGCGUCGUUGUGACAGUACCAACUAACUACACCAGUGGAGAUUCGUGUUUGUAUACAUUUGGCGUCAGUCCGACUUUAUCAACAAAGCAAAGUGUGAUAGAAAUAAACCCUCAGAUCGAGCACCACGGAGCUUUCAAAGUCAUGAUGAAAGGGAUUAUAGAUGGCGAGAAUGUCGCAGUGAAGUACGAUCAUGACCUUGUUAAUAAUACUUUUGAUAAUUACGUUGGCAUCUUAGAGGGUUAUUCCGUCACACAGAAGCUUUUAGAUGAGUUCAACACGAUGAAUGAACGUCAGGUGAAAUGUGUCGAUUGUAAACUCUUCAUCGCAGACAUUACUUUGCCAGAUGGGAUCUAUCCAGUCUCACAUUUACGACACUUAGCUGAAGGAAAGAUGCUCUUUCUAGUCGAGACACUCCUCACAGACUCGUUUAUUAAGUGGAAUUCAAACAAUGGAGACGUCAACUUCACGAACUAUUCUGCAACAUUAAAUUGCUUCAGUCAUUAUUCCUUCAUUCGUUCCGCUAAACGGUUACUAGUUGCUGAUAUCCAAGGGUGUCUCCACAACGAUGUGUACUUAAUCACAGACAUGGCAAUUCAUCAUGAAAUGCUCUGUCGAUUUGGUGCGAGUGGCGAUAAUAGUAGAGGCGUUGGGAUGGUCCACUUCUUAAAGACGCAUGUCUGCAACCAAAGUUGUAUAAAAUUGGGUCUCGACAAGGUUUUCAUCUGUGAUAAAGACGAAGAAAUGGUGACACAGGCGGUAUUGCCUGUUAUAACCGUGAAGUAA
Molecule: messenger RNA, 1578 nt
Organism: Entamoeba invadens IP1
Lineage: Eukaryota; Evosea; Mastigamoebida; Endamoebidae
Product: elongation factor 2 kinase, putative
Exons: 1
Coding region: 1-1578 (525 amino acids)
Biological process (GO): protein phosphorylation
Molecular function (GO): ATP binding; protein serine/threonine kinase activity
Source: RefSeq, a predicted model, not a curated record